This is a messenger RNA of Astyanax mexicanus (Mexican tetra), 1225 nucleotides long. RefSeq names its product programmed cell death 2-like (gene pdcd2l). Gene Ontology annotation, cellular component: cytoplasm. The record is from RefSeq and is a predicted model, not a curated record. NCBI's taxonomy places the organism in Eukaryota, Metazoa, Chordata, Actinopteri, Characiformes, Acestrorhamphidae. The transcript has 6 exons. Bases 97 to 1194 code for a protein of 365 amino acids.
AUCUGUACCUACCCUCGUGCUGCGUAUUUGUCCCAGUAUCACACGUGGGUUUAACCUAGCUAAGCUAAGCUAGCUGUUAGCUCACUAUAGGCAGCUAUGCAGGAAUCCCCGCUCAUAGGAGUAUAUGACGGUCCUAUAGAGAAGAAGAACAGCACAUAUUAUUACACUAAUAAAAUCGGGGGCAGUCAGGACCUGAUUCCUGGUAUUUCUGCUACAUAUUACCGGUGUGCUCUGUGUGAUGGGAUCCUCACUCAUGUCGUGCAGAUCUACUGCCCUCUUGCUGCGUCUCCAUAUCACCGCACCAUUAAUGUGUUUGCUUGCACUAAUCCACAGUGUUAUGGCAAGCCAGAAAGCUGGAAAGUUCUGCGUUCGCAGUGCUUGGAGUCUGAAAUGAAGGACAUCAAUAAAGAUAAUCAGCAGGUGAAACAAGCCCCGGUGUUCGCAACAGACUGGUGUGAUGAGGCCGAUGACUGGGGGAUGGAAGCUGAGGACAGUGAAGCUGAGAUCUGUCCACACACUAAUCUAGACACAGCUCAGACAGUGACAGAGAGACAGCCGGACACACAAACAGCUGGACCAGUCGACAGUAUUGGACUUGAGGGCCUCUGUUUAAAUGGAUCAGGGGACAGGGAAUGUGCCGUAGCUCCUACUGCAGUACCCACUUUUCAGUCAUUUUACAUCAGUGUGGCGGAGGAGACAGACUUAGUGGGCCAGAACAAUGUGGAACAUGCUAACAAACUUUUGAAGGAAUAUCAGGAGAGGGAGGGAGUUGCUGUUGGAGAGCUUGAAAGUUGUGAAGGAGAAGGAAGAGGGGAGAAGUAUGAGAAGGCAGAACCCAAACACGGAGAUGCCUUCUUCUCCAAUUUCAUGAAAAGAAUAUCUCUCUGUCCAGAACAAGUUCUUCGAUACAGUUGGAGAGGCUCACCUUUGUUUAUAUGUGAACGUCCUUCAAAUAUUCAUCAGAUGGAGCCACCCUGUGCACAGUGUGGCAGUCCUAGAGUUUUUGAAUUUCAGCUCAUGCCUGCACUCGUCAGUUUGCUUCGUAGUACAGAUUUAAGUUCAGAGCUCGUUUUGGAGUUUGGGACAGUGAUGGUCUACACCUGCAGAGAGAGCUGCUGGACUUCUGGAUCGAACACACCUGUUGAGGAAUUCCUUUUAGUACAAGCUGACCCUGAUCAAAAGCUGUUCAAAUGACAUGAUGUAUAAUAAAGAGCAUACCAAAAUA